AUUAUAAAUUCUUUUGGGCUUCGACUUUAAUUUUCAUUGGAUCAUAUUCAAGGUUUUUUUUUUUUGUUAGUUUACGUUAUGAUUAGAUUAAUUUAGGUAGUCCCUUUUUAUAAUAUGGUGAAUAAUUUUUUCUUUUUUUCAGAAAAUAAAGGGCAAGCUUUUGGCAUGUGUUAUUUGUUUUGUUUUGUUUUUGUUUUUUUUAAUACACAUUUGUUUUGCUUGGUUACGAAGUAUUUGUUUCUAUAUAUAGUGUUAUGUUGUUGGCAAUCUAGCGGUAGAGGAUUUUUUUUUUCUUUCACGAGAAUUGAGGAGAGUGAGUAAUAGAUAGUGGACAGAAGCUUGAGAACAAAACCCAUUGUUUUGGGGCACUUUGAAGUUGAACGGUUUCAUUAAUUAGUAAGCCUUCAGGAUUAUGGUAGUAGAAUAGUAGCAAAACGUUUCAUGAAACUGAUCAGUGAUUGUUCGAAAAUUCAUUUUCUUUCAUAUUAGUCAAGUUUUAUGAUAGUCUUAAAGAAAUGUUCAUUUAUGCUUUUUCUAAUGAAGUUUUACUUCUCUUUUCAUUUUAAGUAAAUGGUCAAGAGGAACUUGGCAAAGUUUAACAAGACAAUGGGAUUUCAAAUAUCACAUUCCAAUAGGCAGAAGCGGAAACCUUUCUUGGGUCCAGAGACUGAUCAUGACAAUGAUGAUGGUAUCAAUGGCUCUGUGAUAGGGAGAUUAUUAAGCCCACCUGAUGUUGCAGGCUAUGCUUCAUGGCUGCUGAAGCACCCUUCUGCUUGGAGCUCAUUUGAUUCCGUUAUGAAAGAAGCCAAGGGCAAAAAGGUCGUAGUGUUUUUAGAUUAUGACGGCACCCUUUCACCUAUUGUUGAAGACCCUGAUAAGGCCUUUAUGUCCGCUGAGAUGCGUGCGGCAGUGCGUGAAGUUGCAAAGUAUUUUCCGACAUCUAUUAUCAGUGGUAGGAGCCGAGAUAAGGUUAAAGAAUUUGUACAGUUAAAUGAUGUAUAUUAUGCUGGGAGUCAUGGGAUGGACAUAAUGGCACCACCCAGAGCAGUAAAGUCCUGUGAUAAAAAGGGGAAUGAAGGAGGCUUUCAACCUGCCAAGUUAUUUUUACCUGCAAUUCAAGAGAUAUCAUUAGAGUUGGAAGACAAAAUUAGAGAAAUACAAGGUGCUAGGAUAGAGGACAACAGAUUUUGCAUCUCAGUGCAUUAUCGACAAGUUCCACCAAAGGAUCACAGAAUUCUAAAGGAGAAAGUGAAAUCCCUGGUUGAAAAUCGUCCCGAGUUUCGUCUGACUGAGGGUAAAAUGGUUUUAGAAGUCCGGCCAUCAAUAGAGUGGAACAAAGGUGAUGCCCUGAAUUAUUUGCUUAACACUUUAGGAUUCAGCAAUCAUGCCAAAGAUGUUCUGCCAUUGUACAUUGGAGAUGAUCGAACUGAUGAAGAUGCAUUCAAGGUCAUAGCAGCUAGACGGGAAGGGUUUCCCAUCAUCGUUUCUUCCAUUCCAAAAGACACCAUAGCUUGGUACUCCUUGCGCGAUCCAUCAGAAGUAUUAGCUUUCCUAUUACGUCUAGCAAAAUGGAAGAAAUCGUAGAUUCCCUUCUUCAAGUAGAUUUUCUUGGUUAUGUCAGCGUUUUAUAUAUAUAUGUAGUAGUAACAGUAUAUAUACUGAAAUAACAGAGGAAAAGGGUCUUCCAAUGGAUGGAUCACUUUAGUUUUUUUUUUCCUAAAACUAUUGUGUAUCCAUCCAGCUUUGAAAAUGAUAUCAGUUGUCAUUUUAAGCUCAGCCUGCAAAUCCCUAUUUUUUUUAGCCUUCCUUUUUAAUGUGAAGCAGUUUAUAGUCUUCAAAUUACUGGUUUGAAUCAGUGGUAGUCACCCUGAGAACUAGAGCGGCCAUUGUCCCCUCUAAGCUUUGAAACUUUUUGGUAUGUUGGAUUGUUAAAUUAUUUAUAUGAAGGGACCUUUUAUUUUCCUUUUGAUUGGUUUCUUCCACUGGCAUUUUGGUGUUAUAUCCUUACACUUUGUGUUUCACUUUUCAUAGAAAGAAGAAAAAGUUCAGUUGGGUCAUUAUCAGGUUUUAAAUUGGCCCAGCUCUCCGAACUGAGGAAUAGGAAUUUUCCAAUAGGGAAUUAAAGGGCAUAAAAAUGUUGAUGGGCCAUGGACAUACAAAGUCCAAUUUCAACUUGGGGUCUGUGGGGUUUAUGAAGCUACAUAGCCCAGAAAGUGAGAUGCAGGAAGGAGUAAUGGGAAAGAAUUUGUCGUCUUUUCCAUUUUCGAGCUUUGGUAGGUCUUCCAAGACCAAAGCCACUAUUUCAAUAGGGACCAAUUUUACAAUACAACCGAGAUUUUUCCUUUUUCGCUUCUACUCCUAUUGGCUAUUUUGCUUUUUAUUUUUUUUUAAUAUUUGGACAAACAGAAAGUAUCAAGGACGAUUAUGGAGCCAAAUUGUCGAUGAUGCAAUCCAUUAGCUCACUGCCCACAAAAUGACAAAUAAACUCAUUAAUAUCAGAAUUCUAAACUUGAAAGUUCAAACCAGUAUUAAGGCUCAAUCAUGCUUGCAGUGAAAGUGGAUUCUUACAACAUAUCAUAGAUGUAAUAUAUGUUAUUUGCUUUCUUAUGGUUCUAAUGUGGAUAGUGGAUUUAGAUUUUGACACAGAAUAUUCCAACUAAUUUGGCACGUUCUUUGUCAUCAAGAUAAGAACCUGGAAAAAAGA
Molecule: messenger RNA, 2704 nt
Organism: Durio zibethinus
Lineage: Eukaryota; Viridiplantae; Streptophyta; Magnoliopsida; Malvales; Malvaceae
Source: RefSeq, a predicted model, not a curated record